Tarenaya hassleriana is the source of this 1268-nucleotide messenger RNA. Its product is annotated as BAG family molecular chaperone regulator 4. Gene Ontology annotation, cellular component: cytoplasm. The transcript is spliced from 4 exons. Lineage: Eukaryota; Viridiplantae; Streptophyta; Magnoliopsida; Brassicales; Cleomaceae. Gene Ontology annotation, biological process: protein stabilization. Bases 196 to 1002 code for a protein of 268 amino acids. Gene Ontology annotation, molecular function: adenyl-nucleotide exchange factor activity; protein-folding chaperone binding. The record is from RefSeq and is a predicted model, not a curated record.
GUCGUCAAGGUGCAAGUCUAUUGGCGUCACCGACUUGACGCGAGCGUGUAUCUGGCCGAAAACCCUCCUGCUCAAGAAUUUUGUAUGGGUUAAGGAGGGCUCCGGUCAAAUCCUCUCCCAAAUCCCUAAUUUCGUCGUGCUUGAGCUUUUUUCCCCCAUUCGGUUUCUCCAGUCUGAUCUUCGUUUCCGUAGAUAAUGAUGCAUAAUUCAAAUGACGAUUCUGAGUUUGAUGUCAGACCAAUCGGAAUGCUUGUUCAGCGAAGAGACGAAGGUGGCUCCGACAACCUUCAUCAGCAUCCGGACAACGCUUCCGAAGGAUUCGGUCCGGCGAUCAGGAUCGGUGUCUCUCAUGGCUCGUCGCAGCACGAGCUUCAGGUUUCUGCAAACGCCACUUUUGGAGAUUUGAAGAAAGCUCUUGCUCAGAAAACUGGGCUGGAGCCAAGUGAACAGAAGAUCUUGUUUAGGGGACAUGAGAAAGAGGAUACCGAACAGUUGCACGCUGCUGGUGUCAAGGACUCGUCUAAGGUUGUCCUUUUGGAGGACCCGAAAAAGAGAGAGGAAUGGGUUGAGAAGCAGCCAGAGGUAACUGAAGAGGUGGCAAAGGCUAUUGCUGCCAUUACCGCAGUCAGAGCAGAGGUUGAUAAGCUCUCGGAGAGGGUUGUUGCUUUAGAAGCUGCUGUUAAUGGAGGGACAAAAGUCGCAACAGAGGAGUUUGAUAUGUCUGCAGAGCUGCUCAUGAGACAGUUGCUCAAAUUGGACAGCAUUGAGGCAGAAGGUGAAGCUAGAGCACAACGCAAGGCCGAGGUAAGAAGGGUACAGAAGUUCCAUGAGAUUAUCGACGGACUGAAGGUGAAGAAUGCAAAUCCGUUUAUCGAUAAAAGCAAGGCUGCCGCUGUGACCACCGAGUGGGAGACGUUCGAGAAUGGUGUUGGAAGCUUAAACCCUCCUCCAACUGCUACUACUACUAGCAAGGUAACACAAGACUGGGAGAAAUUCGAUUGAAUUGAACUUUAAAAAAAGGGUUAUAUUAUCAGACAAUGUUAUAUUGUUAUUGAGCCGUGAUUCAUUUCAUGUUGGCUUAUUAUAGAUUUUGUUGAGAGAUCUUCUUUGGCUUGUAGACCCCCACCCACCCUCUUUUUUGUGUUCACUGGUGGAAAGGACUCUCAAACAGGCUUCUUCCUUCAUCUCUUCUUGCUUGAAUUGCAUUGUCUGGACUCUGGCCAUUGAACUUAGGGAUGGGCAUUAUUUAUAUUAUAUUUGGUUAUUCA